Penicillium brasilianum is the source of this 2416-nucleotide messenger RNA. The record is from the annotation of a GenBank genome assembly. NCBI's taxonomy places the organism in Eukaryota, Fungi, Ascomycota, Eurotiomycetes, Eurotiales, Aspergillaceae.
GCCAAUUCGCGCUGUGCUUAGUCGCUGUGCGUUGCCGCUCACAUCUCCUCGGCGGAGUCGAUCCCCAAGCAGUAAGAUUCAAUUACGACAAGCCAUUAAGACCAGUAGUGCAGAGUUGCGUCUAGUGUCUUUGAAGGUCACCGGACUGGCAUCUGCGUCACUGGUCACUGGUCGCAGAUGAUCGUCUCUUCUACACGAUCAACAGCGAAGCUUCGAGUGCCUGAAUUUUUCAUCUUCCUUCAUUCCUCUUCAUGUCAUCUCCCUUUAGCACCGGCUGCGCGGGGUACUCGCCGCGUUAAUUCUGUGAGUUUGCAGCUCUUUGCAACUCAGGUUGCUCCCCCACUUGUACUGCGAAAUAGGCGGAUUGCAACUUAGCACUCUCUGCAAUAUUUCUCUCUCUCUCUCUCUCUCUCUCUCUCUCCUCUUUUCCUCUUUAUCCUCUCUAUCUCGCCUGAUUAGAGAUUGCAAACUCUCCACAGCCAAUACACUCUUUGCCUGUCAUGGAGAGUGACUUGGUGGCCCAGUUCGCCGAAAUUACUGGGGCGACGCCCGAGCUGGCGACACAGUACCUGCAGCUCGCCGACUUCGACAUCGAACAGUCCAUGCAGCUAUUCUUCGAAAACGGUGGCGCUCCCUUGACCGAAGAGCCUACACAACCACCACCACCACCACCCCGCACUCGCUUCGAGGAUGAAGCCGGCGUCGUUCAUAUAGACUCGGACACAGAUGACGAGAACCCCUCUGCCCCCCGCCAGUCUGCCACACAUACCACUGGAGGAUCUACGUUUGAAGAUGAUGCUGCCAUGGCCCGUCGCCUACAAGAGGAAAUGUAUGGGGCUGGUGCUGGUGCUGGUGCUGGUGGUUUUGGUGGGAAUGAUGAGGAUGUGCGGGCGCCCAUGGCGCGUACGACCGAGACACUGGUGGGGCCUGGGCUUGAUUUUGACGACGAGGAGGAUAUGCACACCAACAUUCUCAGUCAACUGCGGGCUCGUCAACGAGGUGGUUCUGGUCGUGCGGGCAUCUUCAAUCAGAGAUCUGCACCAUCAAUAUGGGCCGGCGAUUCUGCAGAGACACAUCAGGAACGCCUAUCAAGGGCUACGGGAGGUGCGUCGGAGGCAUCGUCCAAGUCAAAUAUGCUCGCCGAAAUGUACCGACCUCCAUUUGAGAUCAUGUCUCGAGUCCCUUGGGACGUGGCCCGUGAGGAAGGCCGGGAGAAUGAGAAGUGGCUCUUGGUCAAUGUACAAGACACUUCAAUUUUUGACUGUCAAGUUCUGAAUCGUGAUCUCUGGAAGGACAAGACUGUCCAAGAAACAGUGAGAGAGCAUUUCAUUUUCCUGCAGUUCUCAAAGGAUGACCCCAAAGCCGCGCCGUACCUCCAAUAUUACUUCCAAGCAAGCGACGUUUCCGACAACUACCCCCACAUUGCCAUUGUCGACCCCCGAACUGGCGAACAAAUGAAAGUGUGGUCCGGGCCACCAGUCAUCAAGCCUGCAGAGUUCCUAAUGCAGCUCCACGAGUUCCUGGAUCGGUAUAGUCUGAACCAUAAUGUGCGCAACCCCGUUGCGAAACGUAAGUCUGAGAAGAAGGAGAAGACCGUGGACGCAAUGACGGAAGAGGAAAUGAUGGAGAUGGCAAUCAAUAACAGUUUAGGGGGAGGUAUUGCGGCUGGGCCGAAGCUGGAAGAUCCCGACGAUUUGACCCGAAGUACCGAAGAUGUCAAGGGCAAGGGUCGGGCUACUAAUGUUCACGACGAUGAUGCCAUGGCCGAGACGUAUCCUGAGGAUGUCGAAGAAGUGGAAGUGUCUCCGUUCUCGUCCAUUCCCAGCAACCGACCUCACGCUGAGCCCGCAGCCGACCCUGCCACUACUACCCGCAUUCAAUUUCGCCAUCCCUCGGGUCGUGUGAUUCGACGCUUUGCUCUCUCAGAUCCAGUCCAACGUAUCUACGAAUGGCUCAAGGCGGACCCGCCUCUGGAAGACAAGGCUGGUGUCGAAUUUGAGCUGAAUGCUAUGGGACAAAAUCUCAUAGACAGCCUCACUACCAGUAUCCAGGAUGCGGGACUGAAGAAUGGAACGGUCAUGAUUGGCUACCUGGAAGACUGAACAAGCUUCUCGCCUCUCGCUUCUGGCUUCAGUGCCAUCCAAGCCCCAAGUUUGACUCUUUUUACUGGGCAUUCGGACACCACACUGGCAGUCGUUCUUCAACCAGAGCUCGCAGCCAAACCCCCCUGCUCCAUGCAAGAAUACAUGAGACAUGAGACUUCCCAUCUUCCUGGAUAGUCGGUCAUACGAAACGAUCUAUUAGAACCCUUUUUGCCUGACUAUGCUAUGAUUUAUCCGGUCUUAGAAUUCAACAAUCUUAUGAACCAACCACCAUUAGCCUGAAUUGUAGAGUCUGAUGUAAGAAAUGACUUGAA